AUGCGCACAGCUGGGGAUUUUGCUCCGGACUUCGCAGACUUGGUAGUCGCCGGCAAUGAGCCACUGCUAGAGCCGAGCAGACUUCCUGCGCAAUGUCAGCGUGUGCCUCAAGCCCACUUACACUGCCCAAGAGUAAGUUCUUGUAUUUGCUUGCAAGAGCUUCAGAGGCCCGUAAAUGUACGUAUUUCAGCUGAGCAAGGAGACGUUGACUGGAACACUCUAGGGACAACUCUUGUCGACCAUCUCAUUGCAGAGUCGUUUUGUCUCAAUCGCUUGGACAAGAAAUAUGGAGAUCCACCCACUGAAGUUGCAGCCAUUUAUGACACUAGUUGGCAGUUUGACUAUGAGAAGGAGGAUGUUGUUGUGUUCAGAAAAAAAAACAGAGGUUCGAAACUGUCCUGCUUUGCUGGUCGAGGACUCGUUUGUGCGCCGCACACGGUCGUUGGUGAGUUUAUGACUGAUCCAGAGUCUUCAUUUCUCUGGGACAAAUUCCUGACAGAAUCAAAAUAUCUCAAAAUAUUUUCUCAGACUGAAAGUCGCACCGAUUACCUUGGCUACCAGAAGUUUUCAUCGUCCCACUGCUUUUCCUUCCUGCAGAGAGACAUUCUUUGCUUUAUUCGCAGCGGAGAUAUUAAUGGAAAGUUUGUCCACUCCGCCGUGUCAGUUGAGGACGAACACUACCCACCACAGAGAUUUCUACCCAGAUGCAAUAUAUAUUUGGGCACUGGGUUUGUGAUAGAGCCGUUCAGAGGCAGCCCUAACACUUCUCUUGUUACGUACUUUGGACAUGUUGAUCUAAGAGGUUUUCCCCUGUUCAUAAUGAAUCAAGUGAUGCGGAUGUACCCGAUGGCAAUCAGACUGAUCAGUAAGAACUUUGAGAGCCAGGCAUCACUCCAGCACCUCCCCUCUCCCUCACCACCCCCGGCCCACCCCUCCCCCACCUCCCCUCCUUCAUCACAUGAACAGAGUCUCCCCUAUCAAGACGACCUCUCCCUUAAUGCGCUUCUUUUAGAGAAAACCCACGAGAAUGGCAAGCAGCAGCGGUGCCAGCGAUCCGUCGCUGCUAGAGCAAGUACUGCUUUCCCCUCAGCUCUGAACUAUGACGAAGCGACGAUGGCUCAAGUGGAGCGUAUCCAGAAAGAGAAUCUGAGAUCGCGCUACUCGCAGCUCCGUAGGACUCGUGGAGAUGGCAACUGUUUCUUCAGAGCCUUUGCCUUUGGCUACAUGGAGGGCUUGCUACGUGACAAGUCUGAUCUGAGCAGGUUUAGAGAUGCAGUCAACAAACAGAAGUCUGAUCUACUGGCUCUGGGCUACCCGACUUUUACUCUCGACGAUUUCCACGAUAACUUCAUGGAGACGUUGGAAGAAGUUGCAAAUCCAGCAACCACCAUUCAAAGCCUCACAGAGAAAUUUCAGGACCAAGGUUGCUCAGACUAUGUGGUGUGCUACCUUCGCAUCCUCACCUCAGGACACCUGCAGACAAACAGUCAGUUCUUCCAGGCAUUCGUGGAGGGAGGCAAAACCAUGAAGGAAUACUGCAGUCAGGAGGUGGAGCCAAUGUACCACGAGUGUGACCACAUGCACAUUACGGCCCUGACGGCAGCUCUGGGUGUCCCGGUACGAGUGGAGUACAUGGACAGAGGGGAAGGGGGUGUGGUCAACCACCACGACUUUCCCGAAGAAGGCUCACAGCCAGUCAUUCACAUACUGUACAGACCUGGUCACUACGACAUCCUCUACAGAUAACCAGCACCACCACAACAAACACACACUCAGUCACAAACACUUCUUCAACACCAACAGCAACUUGACUAGGUGUUCCUUUCAUAAGAUGGUGUAGCAGAACUCUCUCUGAUGACAUUUGACAUCAACAGUAUGAUGAUGAUAUUUGUGUGAAACGCUCCUGAAUGCAUCAAUAAUUGCACCUACAUACCUGGCAUGCAUGAUCUGUCCAUCAAAUGAGAUAAGCUGACUACAGUAGCUGUCAACAGUGUAUGUUAUACACACACACACACACACACACUUUAAUCGGCCUCAGCUAGGUGACUGUCUUGUAGGUACCCUCGCUGAUAGAGAAGAUGUGACUGGCCUCUUCCAGAUGGUCAAUGGCUGCUCUCACUGCAGCAGCUGGCACGUGCUGCAAUCUCUGUGUCCCUCGGACGUGCUCCACGAUCCACUCUUGAGGGACUCCACGAGUAGCUGCCCCUGGAUGGUGGAGCUUGUGCUUUAUAAAGUCUAGUA
This is a messenger RNA of Geodia barretti, 2241 nucleotides long. NCBI's taxonomy places the organism in Eukaryota, Metazoa, Porifera, Demospongiae, Tetractinellida, Geodiidae. The record is from the annotation of a GenBank genome assembly.